AUGGGCGAAAACACUACAGCCGGCGACGAGGUUUCCAUUCAGGUAGGAGAGCUCAAAGUCCAGGGCUUCAUCCAUCCCAGCACAAAGGUUGCGAAUUAUCUGGGCAUUCAAUAUGCGACCAUACCUGCACGGUUCCGACAAUCCAAAGCCACGCAUCUUUCGGCGCUGAAAGGUGUCCUGGACGCGACUCAGUAUGGGCCGCGAUGCCCGCAGCUCACCGUCAAUCGCCCCGAAACAGCUCACCUAUACGAAGGAGUGCGACGGAGUUCUGAGUACCCGGUGGACGAGUUUGGCUGUCUAAGGCUGAACAUCUAUGUGCCUCAAGACUCGGAUGGCCCUCUGCCCGUGGUGGUGUGGAUUCACGGCGGAGGGUUCAUCUUCGGAGAUGGCAACUCCGAGUUCGACGGGAACUACCUCGUCCAGCACUCCGUCGAGAAGAGCAAACCUGUCAUUUACGUGGCGAUGAACUAUCGACUGGGGUUCUUUGGCUUUCUGGCGUCCAAGGAACUGAGGGCCGAAGCCGAGGCAAGCGGUGAGACGCCCUUUUCCAACAUGGCCAUGCACGAUCAACGGGUCGCGCUGCUCUGGAUUCAGGAGCAUAUCCAGCACUUCGGGGGCGACCCGGCAAACGUGACCAUAGCCGGCGAGUCCGCUGGUGGAUGGAGUGUGCUUGCCCAUCUGAGAUCGGACGUCCCCGUCUGUCGAAGAGGCAUCAUUCUAUCCAGUCCCAACCUCGACUAUCCCAGGCCCGAGGAAGCGCAAGAGACGUUCGAUGAGCUGGUGGCCAGUGCGGGCGUGGCGGAGUCUGCGUCUGCGGAGGAGAAAUUAAGAGCCCUACGCGACCUGGACUCGAUGCAGGUCGUGAAGCUGAUGGUGCCCCGACUGGCGACCCCGCUGUGGGACGACAAGUGGUUUGUAUAUCAAGACGGGAAGAGGCCCAUCGCGGGCCCUGCCCCCUUUGCGCCGUGGGUCGAGGGCGUGGUCGUGGGCUCGACGAGAGACGAGGCUGCCCUGUUCGGCCUUGGGCAAUGGAAGACGUGGACGUCGCAGCAGUUCGAAGACCGUGUGUUGUCUUCGUUCUCGGAUCGCCAGCUCGCCCAAGAACUGGCCGACGCGUAUGGCAUCUCCGCCGCAGCACCGGCCGAGAAGUGUCUUGCGGGCUUCGUGGCCAUGGCGACCGACAGCAUCUUCUCGGGCCUGCCGUACAUCAUUGCGGAGCAUUCUGCCGAGUCUUCUCCGCCGGUCAGCCUGUACCGAUUCGACCAGGCCGACACGUUCGAGCAGAGCCCGCUCAAGGGAUACGCGUACCAUGCCCUCGACAAUCCCUUCUUCUGCCGCCUCCCCGCGGUCGCGGGUCCCAACGCCGACCCCAACGUGCGAGAGACGGCGGACCGCCUAUCCCAGGCGACACUUGAUUUCGCAUAUGGUUCACAGCCAUGGCCGGUCUACGGGACGAAGCACACAAUCUUGGUCUUCAACGGCAUGGAGACGCGUUCUGAAGAGCUGACUGAACAGGAUCGAUGGAGAAGGAUCACCAUGUCGGGGGACCUGGCGAGGGCCAAGGGCACGUGGAGGUCUGGGAAUAAGUUGCUUGGGAUCCGACACAGUUCGAUGGACAAGGCGUGA
This is a messenger RNA of Cladophialophora carrionii CBS 160.54, 1626 nucleotides long. RefSeq lists its product as uncharacterized. The record is from RefSeq and is a predicted model, not a curated record. The coding region runs from base 1 to 1626 and encodes 541 amino acids. The transcript has a single exon. Lineage: Eukaryota; Fungi; Ascomycota; Eurotiomycetes; Chaetothyriales; Herpotrichiellaceae.